AUGAACCUCACGAUUCGAACCGUGGCCUUGAGCUUGUUGAUCGCCACCCCGUCUUUCGCACCAGCAGCCGACUGGUUGCAAUUCCGCGGCACCGAUAACCGCAGCGUCGCUGCUGGCGAGGCCGUGCCUUCAAUGUGGGAUGAAGUGAAGAAUGUCGCUUGGAAGGCGGCCCUUCCCGGCGAAGGUGUCUCUAGCCCCAUCAUCGUGGGCGAUCGCGUCGUGGUCACCGCCUCCAGCGGGCCGAAUCAAGACCGUCUGCAUGUGCUGUGCUUCGACGCCGAAAGCGGCCAGGAACUGUGGCAUCGUCAGUUUUGGGCCACCGGUCGCACGCUGCACCAUCCCACCAGCAGCGUGGCCGCCAACUCGCCGGCCAGCGAUGGCGAACGAAUCUUCGCCUUUUUCUCCACCAACGAUCUGGUCGCCCUAGAUCUCGAUGGUGACUUGCUCUGGCUACGAGGGCUGACGGCCGAUUAUCCCAAGGCCGGCAACGACGUUGGCAUGGCCUCCUCUCCCGUGGUCGUCGAUUCCACCGUGAUUGCCCAAGUUGAAAACCAGGGUGACUCCUUCGUCGCCGGCAUCGAUGCCGCAACGGGUAAAACCCUUUGGAAGAUCCCCCGCCCCGAGUCUGCCAAUUGGGCCUCACCCACCGUGCUCACGGCAAAAGAUGGCGGGCAGAACCUGGUCCUGCUGCAGUGCGGUACCGAUCUCGCCGCGGUCGAACCGAGAACUGGCCGCACCGUGUGGAAGUUCGAAAACUCCUGCUCGACAAUUCCCUCCACCACGGUUGAUGGAAACGAAGUCUACGUGCCCGCCAACGGUCUCACAGCUCUUUCACUGCCCGCCAGCGGUGGCGACCCCACCAUGCUGUGGGAGUCGAACAAGCUCUCGGUCGGUUCGGCCAGUCCCGUGGUGCACGACGGCAAGAUCUACAUCGUCAAGAGAGCAGGGGUGUUGUCCUGCGGUGAUACCGCCGAAGGCGAUGUCCUCUGGCAGUUGCGUUUGAAAGGCACCUUUUGGGCCACCCCCGUGCUGGCCGACGGUCACCUGUUCCUCAUCAACCAGGACGGUUUGGCUCAAAUCGUGAAGGUCGAUGGCGAAGAAGGCGAAGUAGUCAGCGAGUACGACUUCGGCGAGCCCGUGCUUGGCUCACCCGCUGUGGCCGACGGCGCGAUCUACUUCCGCGGCGAGUCGAACCUGUGGAAAAUGGCCGGUUCAUUCUUAGUCGUGUCCGCGUCCAACUCGAUCGAAAUCCAAACCACCGGCCCCAUCCACGGCAGCAUCCGGCCUCCCGGCUCGAAGAGCAUCACCAAUCGCGCACUCAUCUGCGCAGCCCUGGCUCGGGGAACGACGACAUUAGUAGGCGCUUUAGAUAGCGACGACACCCGAGUCAUGGUGGAUGCCCUCAAGCAGUUGGGCUUCACCGUGGAUCACGAUAAGGCUGCGGCCACCAUCGCUGUCGAAGGUCGCGGCGGUCAGAUACCAGUAAGAUCGGCCGAUGUAUAUGUGGAAGCCUCUGGCACGACGAUGCGUUUCCUCACGGCGAUGCUCACCCUAGGGCAAGGCAAGUUCCGCCUCGAUGGCGUGCCCCGCAUGCGAGAGCGGCCAAUCGCCGACCUGGUCGAGGCGCUCGAACAACUGGGCGCCAACAUCAAGUACGAAGCCAACCCGGGCUGUCCGCCCCUAGUGAUUCAUGCCACCGGGUUGAAGGGCGGGGACGUAAGCAUCCGCGGCGAUAUCUCUAGCCAAUUCCUCAGUGGCCUGAUGAUGGCCGCCCCCUACGCCAAAUCACCGGUAAAAGUGAGCGUCGAGGGCGAACUCGUAUCAAAACCGUAUGUCCAGAUGACGGCAAAGGUGAUGAAUUCUUUUGAUGUGCCCAUGAAACAGUUUGCGGCGAAACCCCAAAGACACCGAAAGGAAGGGGCUGGUGAAGCUCAGAGAAUUGUGAAAGUGGGCCUUGGUGAAGCAAAUUUCAUGAAGCCUAUAAAGCUAGAAAUUCCCGCACCGAGCCGUUAUAUGGCACUCAAAUAUAAAGUCGAGCCCGACGCCUCGGCAGCGAGCUAUUUCCUGGCGGCCGCAGCCAUCACUGGGGGCUGCGUUACGGUCGAAGGUCUCUCUCGCUCGAGCAUACAGGGCGACGUCGAGUUCGCGGACGAACUAAUCAAAAUGGGCUGCGAGCUAGAACCAACUGACUCGGGCGAAGGAAUCCGCAUCCGUGGGAGGAAUCUAAAAGGCAUCGAAGCCUAUAUGAGCGACUACAGCGACACGGUGCAAACACUGGCCGCCGUGGCACUCUUCGCCGAGGGCCCAACCACCGUCACAGGCGUGCCGCACAUCCGGCUGAAGGAAACCGAUCGGAUUGCUGCCCUGGCCACCGAGCUGCGCAAGUUUGGGGCCAAAGUCGACGAGCGACCCGACGGGCUGACAAUCACGCCCCCCGCUGAACUCCGCGGAGCCGAAAUCGAAACUUACGACGAUCACCGCAUGGCAAUGAGCAUGGCCCUGGUCGGGCUCCGAGUGCCGGGCGUUGUAAUUCUCGAUCCCGGCUGCACGUCGAAGACCUAUCCCCGGUUCUUCGAAGACCUCGACCGGUUGAAGAGUGGCGCCUAA
Molecule: messenger RNA, 2607 nt
Organism: Cladocopium goreaui
Lineage: Eukaryota; Dinophyceae; Suessiales; Symbiodiniaceae
Source: the annotation of a GenBank genome assembly